AUGUCCGCAUCCACAUCGCACUCCACGUCGCAACCGCCACAACUCCACCCAUCCACAUCGGCGUCCACCAGCAAUGCGCCCAGCUCGCCCGACAAGAGCAACGAGGAUGAUGCCGACAAGCCAAAACGCACCCAGACCUGCUUCCGAUGCCGCCAGUCCAAGGUCAAGUGCGUCUUCGAGGACAACGCUUCGUGCAGAAGGUGUCUGCGCCUCGGCGUCACCUGCGAGCUCCAGGGAAAGCGCGAGCCGCUCAGCUGGCAGAUGAGGGUGCAGCAUCAGCUCGCCGCUCUCGAAGGCUCCCUACAGAGCUUUCUGGAGAAGCAGAUGGGACCGCAGCCCACUUCGUCAUCGUCGGACCCUUACAAGCGCGCCAGCUUCCCCCGAUCGAGAGACUCGCCCGCCACCACUCCAAACGCUUCCAGGUUCCACGACCACGACGCCCCGAAAAAGAGAAGGCGCACCAUUGCCACCGAACACCGCUCGCCGUCCGAUCCCCAGCAGCAGCGGCACAUCUACAGCCACGCUUCGUCGUUAAGCAUCCAUCCCGCACAGAGCCCUAUCUACGGCGACGGCAACAGUGGCUCCGCUUCCAGCUACCCCUCGACCCACUUUUCGCCGCGCGAUUCGGACCGUGCCAAUCAAAACUCUGGCGACAAUGGCCUUCUCGGUUCGGCGGUCACGCAAAACGGCCAUGCCAGCUCGCCAAGGCAUAGAUUGACGUCUGAGAAUCCCAGCGCUUCAACGCAUCUCGCCCCACCUCUUGCCUCGUCCAAUCUCGCAGCUGCCGCCAGCUCCUCGCUCGACAACGAUCACGCUUUGCCAGCAGACGAUGUGGGUGCCGACACACAGCGCUCCGCCUUCCAGACCGACGACGAGCUCGACCAGGCAUCGCGCCCGCUCUCCGCCAUCCAAAAGCUCAGGAUGAGCGUGCUCGACCGCAAAAAGGAACACUCGCAUUCCGGCGAGCGCGUCUUCCCCAACCUGUACCGCAUGGCAACGCCCGACGUCGGCAGCAACGAUCCGCGUCCCAACGUCAUCAAGCAGGAACUCGUCACGCCUUCGGACGCCGUCGUCCUUUUCCGCUUCUUUGCAGAGUAUCUGGAUCAGUACAGCUUUGGCUUUCCGACCUACCGUCCCGACGCCAUCAUGUCGCCCAUGAUCCUCACAUCCGUCGUGUGCGUAGCUUCGCUCCACCAUGCACAGCUCAACCGCCUGCAUGCGCCUCUCAAAAACGACCUCAUCUCCCGCCUUCAGACCGACGACCCGUCCUUCCCCUGCUCCGACGUCUACGAGACGCUCUUCUCAUCCACGGGCCAGCGUGCCUCGCGCCUCCAAUCCAACCUGCACUUCGAAAAGGAGCUCGAUCCCGAGCUCGGCAUCGGCGUCGAGGAGAUCGUGGGUGCCAGCCUGUUUGCCAGCUGGUUUGGCGGGCGCAGAGCCUGGAUGGCGUCGCGCCUCGCCAGGUGGUGGUCCGCCAAGUUCUUGCGCCAGCAGCAGCAUCCGGCCAUGAUGACGAUGGGCGAGAUCAUGAGCAUCCUCCCGCCGCCGCGCGACCUGGGCAAGCAGGAUCUCCUCCGCGUCUGGCUCAGCGCCUACAUCACCGAGAUCCACCAGGCGUGCAUGGAGGGCACACCAUCCAUUGCAGGUCUCUCGUCGCCCCAUGCCGUGUGCGACUCGCUCCAGUUCGCAAAGGGCCUCUCGCAGCGUACAACUCUGCGUGAUCGCGUGCUCAUCCUACACUCGAAAAUCGCUUGGAUCCUUAGCAAGGCCUACCACAUUGCCGGUCUGGGGUCCUUGGAUUCUGCACAGAGCGAGAAGCCGGCAGCGUCUAAAGAGAGUCCCUCGAGGAGCUGCCAGUCGUGUCGCGACGGUUCGACAUUUGAAGCGGGUCAGCCAACUUCGGUGACGGGCGACGCAGCGUCGUGCCUGCAAGCUAUUCUGGAUGCAUUCGAAGAGCUCGACUCGUGUCAGGAAGAGAUGGCGGGUCGCUUGGACGCCGACGCGACCGGCGAGUCGGAAAGUAUGCUGUACCUGGAUCUCUUCCUCGCGCGCGUGCUCAUUGCCUCGAUCGGAUGCGACUUUCUCGACUCGACGCUGUGGGACGGCAGUCUCGGACAGCUCUCAUCCAAGACGCGCGGCAAGGACAAGAGCUCGGCAGAAGCGGAUCUGCAGGGCCUCCGCAGUCGAACGCUGCGCGAGAGCCUCACGCGUGGCGUAGAGGGUGCGCUCCGGUCUCUCGAACUCGUCUGCCUCCCAACGCCAAGCACCACGACAGCAGGCUCGAACAGGUCGGACGAAAGAAGCUAUUCAGAGGUGUCGAUCAACAUGCUGGUGCUCCCGCUAUGGUUCCACUGGGCGCUAACGAGGUCGGUGCUCUUCCUCAUGAACGUGCUGGCCGAGUAUCCGGAACGACUGCUGCCGCGCGAUCGAACACGCAGCACUGAGCUCAUCAACCUGUUCCUCGACGUGUACGCAAAGCACAUUGGACACGCCAACAUGGUGCUGGAACACGGCACGGGGCACCGAACGCAACCGCCGAACUACGGUGGAUCCGCCUGGUCGCCUGCAGACGUCGAUAUGCACGCUCGUGGCGGCGACGCGCACGAUCUGCGCCAGUCAAACGGCGCUGCUGGAGUAGCGGAUCCCAACGCGACUGCACAGGCAUCGUGGCAACCGCAGACGUCGGCGCAGGACACGAUUCAGCACCCUGCAACACCGCUACUCGACACACUCUCGCAGUGUCUCACUUGGGCCCGCCAUGGAGGCGAGCGGUCCGAUGGAGCCGGAAUGACAGCCACAUUGUCAGCUCGCAUGGAGCGUGAGGGUGCGCAGAUGAGAAGCCUUUUGUCCCCGCUGUAUAAAGCUGUUCGGGGAUCGAAUCGCUACAACCAUCAAGAGUACCACCACCACACAUCGAGUCAGGAGAUCGUAGCCAUGUCGAUUGGAGAAGCAAACCGUCCCGUGACGCUCGCCAUCGUCGGCGCCGGCCAGCGUGGAAGCGCCUAUGCAGCCUACGCUGAAAAGUAUCCAGAUCUCUGCCGCGUCGUUGCGGUAGCCGAUCCGUGGAAGUUUCGACGAGAGAAGAUGAGCAAGGUGCACAGCGUUCCAGCCGAGAACCAGUACGACGGGUGGAAGAGCCUGGCAGCGGCGGGCAAGAUCUGCGAUGCAGUGGCCAUCUGCACCAUGGACGACACGCAUGCCGAGGUUGUGAGCGUCUUUGCGCCACUCGGUUACCACAUUCUGUGCGAAAAGCCAAUGGCGAACUCGAUCAAGGACUGCGUGACCAUGGUCAACAGCGUUCGUGGCAAAGACCUCGUCUUUGGAAUCGGCCACGUGAUGCGAUACUCUCCUUACAACCGAGCGGUGAAGGAGGUGCUCGACUCUGGCGUUCUGGGCGAGAUCAUCAAUAUCCAGCACAUUGAGCCGGUGGGCUGGCAGCACUUUGCGCACUCGUACGUGCGUGGCAACUGGAAGAACGAGGCGACGACGAGCUUUUCGCUCAUGGCCAAGUGCUGUCACGACCUCGACAUCCUGUCCUUCUACAUGGGCAGCGAUGCGCCCAAGAAGGUUUCGUCGUUCGGAUCCCUCGCGCACUUUAAGCCGAGCAAGAAGCCCAAGGAGGCCGGCGAUGCAACAAGAUGCACGGACUGCGCGUACGAACGCAAGUGCCCGUUCAGCGCCAAGAAGAUCUACCUGGAGCCGCUGCAGAGCGACCACGAGGAUCCGGAACGUUGGGCGCAACACCUGGUGGAUGUGGUGGACAUCGAGAAUGUCGGCCGAGCGAUCAAGGAAGGGCCGUACGGGCUGUGCGUGUACAACGGGCAGAACGAUGUGGCGGACAACCAGGUGGUCAACAUCGAGUUCGAGUCGGGCGCAACGGCCAACCUGACCAUGGUGGCCUUCUCCGAGGUGGUGUGCAACCGCUCUACGCGCAUCCACGGCACGCGGGGCGAGCUGAUUGGCGACAUGAACUCGUUCACCGUCUUUGACUUUUCCACACAGGAGAAGAGGACGGUGGUGCCCGAGCAGGAGGGCGGCGGUCACGGCGGAGGCGACCUGGGACUUGCACGCGCGUUUGUCAAGGCAGUGGCGGCCAAAGACGCGCAACACCUUGGUGUGACGCCGGAAGACGUGCUGAGGAGCCAUCUCAUGGUGUUUGCCUCCGAGGCGUCCAGGAAGGAGGGCCGCGUGAUCGACUACGGCGAGUACGAGAAGCAGCAGAAGGCCCUGUACAGUUAG
This is a messenger RNA of Moesziomyces aphidis, 4239 nucleotides long. The record is from the annotation of a GenBank genome assembly. NCBI's taxonomy places the organism in Eukaryota, Fungi, Basidiomycota, Ustilaginomycetes, Ustilaginales, Ustilaginaceae.